UUUAAGGUAAACUUAGCACGGGGCAGGCGCUAGUGCGAGGAUCUGCUCAUCUGCAAGGUAUGGAGACGGCAGAAGCCACCUGUCCCCAGGUGACUUUGAUGUCCAUCUCCCACCCGUCCGUCAGUGAGGCUGAAGGACAGAUGUUUGCCCAGGAGAAGGUAGAAUGAGCUGGGCAAUUGGCGAAGAAGGAAAAAUCGAGAGGACGGCCUGAAAGCAGCAUGAGACUGAAGCUGAGGGUGCUGGACCUGUGUCACGCUGUGCUCUGCAUUGGCUUGAUGCUCUGCGGAGAAGGAGGUGUGUCUUCUGUGCUAGCUCUUGGGGCAAGUAUUAUCUGCCGAAAAAUGCCAGGCCUUUCGCCAAGGCAGAGAAGCAUCUGCGAAGCUCGUCCAGAUGCCAUGGUAGCCAUAGGUACGGGUGCGCGACUGGCGAUCGAAGAAUGCCGUUACCAGUUCCAGCACAGCCGAUGGAAUUGCAGCUCCUUGGCAGAACCAAGUCUCUUCGGACCGGAGCUAAAAGUAGGCAGCAAAGAAACAGCCUUUUACUAUGCCAUCCUUUCUGCUGGCAUUGCCCAUGCCAUCACCAACGCCUGCAGUCACGGCAACCUGACCUAUUGCGGUUGUGACCGGGAUAAACACGGACACCAAGAUCCUGAUAAAGGAUGGCGAUGGGGAGGGUGUUCUGCUGAUGUGAAAUACGGUAUACGCUUGUCCAAAGAGUUCCUGGAUGCCAGAGAGGUUAAACGCAAUGCCCGCACCCUCAUGAACCUGCAAAAUAACCUGGCGGGGAGAAAGCUCUUAGAGAAGAACGUUCGCUUGGAGUGUAAGUGUCAUGGCGUCUCAGGUUCUUGUACAGUGAAAACGUGCUGGGUCACUUUGCCUCAUUUCAGAGAGGUGGGCUACGUACUGAAGGACAGGUACAAGGAAGCAGUAAUGGUUGAACCAAUGAGUGGAAGACGUCAACAACUCCCAACAUUUCUGAAGCUUAAAAAUCCUCAAAGCUACAAGAAGCCAGCGGAGACUGACCUGGUGUAUAUAGACAGCUCCCCUAACUUCUGUGAGAGAAACGUUACCACGGGAAGUAUGGGAACGCAUGGACGUCUGUGUAACCGCACAUCUUCUCUGUCUGACAGCUGUGAGCUCCUAUGCUGUGGUCGGGGAUAUAAGACUUUUCAGUAUAUCCACACGUGGCAGUGCUACUGCAAAUUUCACUGGUGCUGCCAUGUCACAUGCAAUACAUGCCGCGAAAGGACGCAAGCCUACACAUGCAACUAGGAAAGAACAAAGGCGCUGGCCAAGUGGCCAAAUGGGGCCCAUCAGGUGUAUGUUAGAGCAGGCAGCUUGGAUUGCUUUGUGAUGCUGCAAAUUUUGAGAAGAUGUUGAACUGCUAAAUGAUGGAGAAGAGACAUGGGACCACUGUGCUGCAGAGAGUAAAUGGCCACCAGUGAUGCAAGUGUGCAUGUACAUAGGUGUUGGGCUGCCAUGGUCAACUGCCCUAACUCAUGGUCUUGGUGGCCUUCCCCAUAAUCACCAUAUUCUGUAAGCAGAAGACCCAUGUAAGCUCCAACACCUGUUUUAUAGCGGUAAAAAUUUUCCAAUGAGAAUGGUGGUCAUUGCAACUUGGAGUUCAGAGCAACUUUUUAAAUCCCUCUAUGAACCUGUGCACAAGAUAUAUGGUUUAUAUAGAUUUAUUCAGUUAUAUCAAAGAUUAGAGGAUCUGGCCUAGAUUUCUGACAUGAGAGGAUCUGCGCCCAUUGAUGUUGAAAU
Messenger RNA from Bufo bufo (common toad), 1763 nucleotides. Its product is annotated as protein Wnt-7a-like. The transcript is spliced from 5 exons. The record is from RefSeq and is a predicted model, not a curated record. Gene Ontology annotation, molecular function: frizzled binding; cytokine activity. Lineage: Eukaryota; Metazoa; Chordata; Amphibia; Anura; Bufonidae. Gene Ontology annotation, biological process: positive regulation of JNK cascade; canonical Wnt signaling pathway; multicellular organism development. Bases 219 to 1271 code for a protein of 350 amino acids. Gene Ontology annotation, cellular component: extracellular region.